Girardinichthys multiradiatus is the source of this 3355-nucleotide messenger RNA. RefSeq names its product neuronal pentraxin-2-like. The transcript has 5 exons. Lineage: Eukaryota; Metazoa; Chordata; Actinopteri; Cyprinodontiformes; Goodeidae. The record is from RefSeq and is a predicted model, not a curated record. The coding region runs from base 290 to 1660 and encodes 456 amino acids.
AGUAGACUUAUCAAAAUCUGAUUUAUCCGAGUUUUAAAUGCUGAAAGAUUUGUUUUGUCUGUAUAUUUCAAAGCGGACCAACCAUGUGGUUGAUAGACGAGUAAUACUAUGGGUUUUCACUGCGGAUUUUUUCUCCAAAUCGCUUCAUAAACUUAGUUUGUAUUUCCCCUCUCACUUUGGAUGUGCUAAUUAUUUUAAUCAAAAUCAUAAAAUUGUUGUAAAAAGUUUAUUACAUCAUUACAGUCGAUUUUAAGUGAAACAUUUUGCUUUGUUGUUUAUAAAGGGAUUAAUGAUUCCCAUUGUAUCCAGGAUGCUGGCUUCAGUUUUGGGACUUUUAUACCUGGUCAGCGGACGCACGGUGAGAAGCCAAGAUGUAACAAGUAGCCGAUUUGUGUGUAAGGCCAUCCCCCCGGGCGCAGAGCCCGGCUGCGGGUAUGGCCCCACAGGGAACCGCGUUCAGAGUAGCAGCCCCGUGGAGGACGAGCUACGCAACACCAUCAUCCAGCUUCGGGAAACUAUUCUGCAGCAGAUGGAGACAAUCGUGAGCCAACAGGGAACCAUAAAAGAGCUCAACUCGAAGCUGGCGCGCUGCGAGGCGGCAGCCGAUGAUAUGGCGCAGGGAAAGUCCCGGGGUCAGGGCUCCAGACGCAAGGAGUACGGCAAGAACACAAUGGGAGACCUGCCCCGGGACCCCACUGAGACUAUAGACCAACUGGGCAAAACCAUGCAGACCCUGAAGGGUCGGCUGGAGAAUUUAGAGCAGCAAAGCCUGCGCCUCCCCAGCACAAACUCAUCAGCUGGAGGAGCCUCGGCCCUGACUCCCCUGCCACAGGAGCUCCAUGAGCUCCUGCGCCAGCGUCUGGGGGCGCUGGAAACCCAGCUCCUUCAGAAAGUGACUGAGCUGGAGGAGGAGAAGAGCCAACUCUACAAUGAAACUGCGGCCCACCGCCAACGCACCGAGAGCGCUCUUAACUCCCUCAUGGAGAGGAUCACAGAGCUUGAGAAAAGUAAUAAUGCCUUUAAGUCUCCAGAGGACUUCAAGGUGUCCCUCCCUCUUCGUACCAACUAUCUUUACGGACGCAUCAAGAAGAGCCUCCCAGAGAUGUACGCCUUCACUGUUUGCAUGUGGCUUAAGUCAAGCGCCAGUCCAGGCAUAGGAACUCCUUUCUCUUAUGGCGUGCCCGGCCAGGCCAAUGAGAUAGUCCUCAUUGAAUGGGGCAACAACCCUAUCGAGUUACUGGUCAAUGACAAGGUGGCCCAGCUCCCUCUGUCUGUGAGCGAUGGUCGCUGGCACCACAUCUGCAUCACCUGGACGACCAGAGACGGCUUUUGGGAGGCUUAUCAGCAUGGCGAGCGGCUCGGCACUGGAGACAACCUAGCCCCCUGGCACCCAAUUAAACCUGGAGGGGUGAUCAUCCUGGGACAGGAACAGGACAUCGUGGGAGGGCGGUUUGAUGCAACCCAAGCCUUUGUUGGUGAGCUGAGCCAGUUCAACAUGUGGGACAGAGUACUACGACCUGUGGACAUCAUGGGUUUGGCAAACUGUUCGGCCUACAUGCCUGGGAACGUGGUUCCUUGGAUUGAUGCCAAUGUAGAAGUGUUUGGUGGUGCAAGUAAAGCUGCUCUUGAAAUAUGUGAAGACCGUGCUUUUGAUUCCUAAGGAACACAAUUUAAGGAGUCCUGUAUGGCCACAGAGAUCUGAAAGUUUAAUGUUUAGAUUUUUUGUCAAACCCUAAUGACAAGGGUAGCAUUGGACUAUCCACCAUGGUCUCUAAGGCUUGGUGUUUAUUGGGUUUAAAAGAUCACGUGUCUGUCAAGUUUCAACCCUGAGGACAUUCCAGGAGACUUCAAAUUGGUUCUCCCUGCAGAGGCAGAGGCAGACACUGAAUGCUGUUUAAUUUGUCUGCUGCAAAGAUAUGCUGUUGUCUUGUUUUUUUAUUUUUCAUUCACAAGCUUACUUGUCUUUUGACGGCUCUUUGAGAACAUUUCAGAGUGGUUCUAUUCCUUAUUUUGACAACACUGCACCGCUUUCCUUGUUGAAUGUGAGCUCAAACACGCUUUGAUAUGCUGCAGAAAACUGUUGUGGAGCACCACAUGCUCUGAGCUUUUUGGCUGUUUGAAGAGCAAUGAGAUGACAAAGUAAAUACUUAAAAUGAGGUAGAUGUUUAUGAGUUUAAACCCCACUAUUGUCCAAAAUAAUAUGCAUGUGUCUGAGCAGUGCAUGCUUUCUGUCAACAUGCACAGUAAGUAUGCUGCAUCAAAACAGGUUGAUGCAGCGUGCUGCCAACAUUACGUAAGACCGUGUGUGUGUACGUUCCUGUGUUUAUGGCUUGUCUUGCUUGUAAAACAGACCAGAAGCUUAUGAGGGAGAGAGGGAGGACAUUUUGAUUCUGCAAAUCUAUGCUUAAUACCUCAUUGCCCUUUGAGCAACUGCCAUGCUCCCAAACAACAUUCCGAACUGGCUGGCUCAGCCUGGGUUAACAGCAACGUUGGACAGCUGCGACGCCAGCUGACCACUCAGCGAGGACAGGGACUUGGUCUGACCCUCAAGGACAAUCCCUAACUCCUCGUAUUGGUUGUAAUUAUCCAUGUUUAUGAAUGAAUGUGCCUCUGAGUGGCCCUGGUCUCCUGGUGUUUCUGUAAGUGUGCCAUUAAGGAUAAAACACUGAAAUGUAGAGUCUGAGUCGGACAGAAGAAACACUCUAUAGACAUUAUGAAUGUUAUUAUUACAUGGAGCUUGGUCCUAAAUGUCUAGACAGGUAUAGAGGUUUUGAUCCAUUCAUAUAUAUUUUUAAAUGGUAUGGAGUGUAUUGAUGUAUUUUACCAUUAAUAAGGAAUCAAACGAAUGGUUUUUCGGCUCAGUUUGUUGUUAAUGUUGAAAUGGGCAGUUUUAGGGACCCUUGUUUCAAUCUGUUCCCCAAUGAACCACAACUAACAUCACGAUAAAACUAGAGUUGCACCAGCCAAGCUUUUCAAUUUGUAGUUUUUAUUAGGUCUGACUCACCACUCCCCACUUUAACACAGAGAAGAGAUAAAAAAUAAUACCCUGCAGGUGUUUUUGAUCAAGGUAAUAGUUGUGAAAAAAUUUUUAAAAUGAAGCAAUUCCUGCAUGAGGUAUUUGUGCAUCAAAGAAUAUAUGACUAGACUUAAUAUGAUUUGUUUUUUUAUUAAAAUUAAAAAAGGUGUGUUGAACCACAGACUGUUGAAUUAUGUUUUAUAGAGCAAAAUACUUGGUACUUAGUUUUGAUGUUUUCAUUUAAUAGUACAGGGCAUGUUUUAUUUAAAUACACAAGAAAAUCUGAUUUUCAGUAUUUGAAAUGCUGAACACCAGAGUUAAAGAAAAGAAAACUGGUUC